This is a messenger RNA of Arachis ipaensis, 744 nucleotides long. RefSeq lists its product as uncharacterized. The record is from RefSeq and is a predicted model, not a curated record. NCBI's taxonomy places the organism in Eukaryota, Viridiplantae, Streptophyta, Magnoliopsida, Fabales, Fabaceae.
AUGGCUAGAAAUUUUGAUGAUAUGUUUAAUGAGGCUUUGUAUGGCAAAAGAAGACGGCAAGAUAACACACUCAUAGAUAAUUGGAUCGAUGAGUGUUUAUUUGAAGAUUUAGAAGAAGAAGAUAUCAAUAGAAGCUCUGUCCCAACUCCUCGUAGAUGGAUCAAUAGAGAUCGAGAAGCAGGACAUGAUCGUCUUUUCCAAGAUUACUUUGCAGAUGAACCGAGGGUUGAUGCAAUUGGAAGAAGAGGCUUGUCACCACUCCAAAAAUGCACCGCUGCGAUACGGAUGUUAGCAUAUGGCGUAGCAGCUGAUGUUGUUGAUGAUUAUGUGUGCAUAGGCGAGAGCACUACAAUUGAAUGCUUGGAAAAAUUUGUUGAAGGUGUCAUUUUGGUGUUCGAGGAUGAAUACUUGCGGGAACCAAAUCUGAAUGAUGUACGACGCCUGCUACAAAUGGCGGAGGGUCGUGGCUUUCCUGGCAUGUUGGGUAGCAUUGGCUACAUGCAUUGGCAAUGGAAAACUUGUCCAAAGGCAUGGAAAGAUCGUUCUCCAGUGUUCGAUGAUAUUCUAAAUGACCGUGCUCCGGAGGUAAAUUAUAAUGGUAAUAAUUAUACUAUGGGAUACUAUUUAGCAGAUAAUAUUUAUUCUGAAUGGGCCACAUUUGUCAAAUCAAUCUCAAAGCCACAAGGGGAGAAACGCAAGUUAUUUGCACAAUACCAAGAAGGGCAAAGAAAAGAUGUGGAGUAA